Thermothelomyces thermophilus ATCC 42464 is the source of this 938-nucleotide messenger RNA. RefSeq lists its product as uncharacterized. The transcript has a single exon. NCBI's taxonomy places the organism in Eukaryota, Fungi, Ascomycota, Sordariomycetes, Sordariales, Chaetomiaceae. The record is from RefSeq and is a predicted model, not a curated record. Bases 197 to 694 code for a protein of 165 amino acids.
GAUGUCAUUGCAGCAGAUCUAGGCUGGUCAGCGAGAAUCAUCACCACAUGCUGGCCCCUUCCCUCAAUUUAUCGCUCGAGAUCGAAUUGAUGCAUAUUAUAUUUCAGGGAUAAAUUUGAAGAGCGAAACCAUUCAGUCAUCUCCUUUCAAUCCAACCGAACACCAACCGAACCAAAAUACAAGCAGUAUGAGCAUCAUGAACCCGUUUCGCACAUUGUCAACCCGCCGCAUUGCGGUGCUCACCUCUGCACCGCGAACAACCGUCACGGCGCAAAUGCUGAGAAACACGAGUGUUCCGUCGGCCCCGGCGUACAGCAAUGGCAAGACAUCGUCUCCAAAGUCGGCGGAAGGGCCAAGCGCCGCCAGCGGCGGAUCCCGGAGCAAAGAGGCCGCCGGGACCGGGUCGAGUCCGACGGCGGGUGUCGUCCCGGACGGCCUGGCCGAGGGUGACGCGCGCGGUCGGACAGGAGGGGGGCCUCCGCUCGAGAGCUCCCGCCACGCGCCUCCCCAGCCCAAGAUCAGCAACGCGAGCGUGCCGGGCCACCGUCCCAAGCUCACGCCCGAGCAGCAGGCCGAGGUGGACGAGCACAACCGGUCCUUCGAAAAGAAGCACGGGCUGGCGGAGCCGGCAGGAGACGACAGGGUGGAUAAGAGCUUCUGGAGUGGGAGGGGCUCGAGGUACAACAAUCCUUAAGGCCGUGGUCACGGGACUGGGUCAUAGUGAGAACGGCAAUUGAUUGUUGGGGUCACUGGGUGGUUGUGUUAUAUUGUAGUUCAUUAUGCGUGCGUUGUAACAUUACUUUUGUACUGUACCUUUGCUCUUCUCAAAAAGCGACAUUGAUUCGUCGGAGCCAGGGCCACCGCGUAUGCAUGUAAAGUACUUCUGUAGCCGGUAAGAGACUCUAUUGAAACUGUACUACGAACGGCCGGUGUGAUAG